CUAUGGAGGAAAAAAAGCGUCAGGUUCGUUUAGCGUCCUGCAUGAUUCGCGAAAAGGCACCUCUCGAUCAGCUGUUCAAUAUCUUUACACAUCAGUUAGGCAAAGCCAACACAACUUGCAUCCCUGGCGCCACCUCCAUUCUGAACAAAAUUGCUGAGCCGCAAGGAGCGGGCGCAAAUCGGCCAAAAACAUGUCUAGUCACAACCGACUCGCAGAUUUUGAGGAAACGGACACCUCAGAAUCUUUUGGCCGAGAACCGUGGGCAUAUAGUACAGAAUAUCGCCGAACAGGAUGUGAUCCACAGAAUCAGCAGCCAGCCGCACAAGUUGAAAAGAGACCGCGUAUAUUCAGGUCAGCAGAACGACGAGAGGAGCCAAUACCGUGAUGUGGUAGACACCGCUCGGGAGUUGAAUAUAUAUGCCCUGGACCAACGAGAGGCCGGACCACGCGGCAGGGAAAACAGAUUUAAAAAACAGCAUAGAUCGCAGAGCCCCAAUACAGAGAUUCCACACAAGCGCAUUCAGUAUCAUCUGUCAUCGAAACGGGGGAAUCCACCUCCACCGGUGGCCCAGGACUCAUCAGACGGUAGCGGAUAUAAUUCGCGAAUCGGCAAUCCUCAACUCGUUUACCGUUCAGGAUACCCCGCCAAUGUCGAAAACGAUCAUAGCUCACCGCCAGCUUUCGCAAGCCCACCUCACCAAAAUAGCAAUCUUCUGGGUUAUAGUAAUAUCCCAGCGGAGUUCGCACAUCCGUCUCAGUCAAAUGCGAGUCUACUAGCUCGGAGUGAGCAACACCAUCCUCCAAUGAAUCAAGGAGAGGCGUUACGCCCGCUGAGUGGAGCUUCAGCUUCUCGUCUGGUCCCUACAGAAAAAGGUGAGCGACAAAUAGUUCCACGAAUCCUGGGGUUGAUGAUGAGGCUGGAGUCUUGAGAUACGCUAAACGGGAUCCAAAGAUUCAGAGCUUGGCCCCGCA
Molecule: messenger RNA, 972 nt
Organism: Blastomyces dermatitidis ER-3
Lineage: Eukaryota; Fungi; Ascomycota; Eurotiomycetes; Onygenales; Ajellomycetaceae
Exons: 4
Source: RefSeq, a predicted model, not a curated record